CAUCGUUGGCUGGAACUAUAAUGGCCUGAAGAUAUCCUUAUGAGACUGGCUCGCUUAGCCUGAUGAUUCUGUCCUUCAGUGCCUCUAGUAUUGCAGCAUGCCUUGAACAGACUAUUUUGACUCGGGACUCACUACACCCAAGUUCGCUCGCAAUACAAGAACAUCUCGUGGCACGCUGGACCUCAACUCACCAAGAACCAGCAUAGUUUGCAUAUCUUUGAAACGGUAGCCUCUGGCUCAGUAUCAGAGGAGAAGAACAGAGCAGGGAGGGAGGCUCAACCUCAUGAUUGUCCUUGCGUGUUCUGCUAGCUGCUGCUGCCUGGGCGACCCACUCCAAGAUUGUGGGUCUACAGAUGCUUGUUUCCUUCACUUAGCGACACUUUCUAAAAGAUUCCUUACUACCGACACAAUGCCAGCUUUAGCCUCAUCCGUCAUGGAUGCGUUUCCUGACGAUACGCUCGUCCAGGCCAUCACAGCGCACGUCUCAGCUUACAUGCAGAACUACGACGCCUCUCAUUCCUGGGACCACAUCGAGCGCGUCGUCGCCAUGGCACACCACAUCUACGCCCAUUCCGAUCCCGCCUUCCGGUCCACCCUCGACCUGCGCACCAUCCACCUCGCCGCUCUCCUCCAUGACGUUGGUGAUCGCAAAUACCUGAAGCCCGGCGAGGACCCGACCACCCAGGUCCAGACCCUACUGCUCUCCCAUUCGUGCCCGCCCGACCUCGCAGCUCGGGUGCAGACGAUCUGCUCGGCCGUGAGCUACUCGACCGAGCGGGCGGACCCGGAGCGCGUCGCGUCCCUCGUCGCGACGCACCCGGAGCUGGCCGUCGUGCAGGACGCCGACCGGCUGGACGCAAUCGGCGCGGUCGGCAUCGGGCGCAUGUUCACGUACGGCGGCGCCAGGACGGCCCGGAGCAUGGCCGGCACCAUGGAGCACCUCGACGAGAAGCUGGUCAGGCUGGAGGGCAUGAUGAAGACGAAGGUCGGCCGGGCCGUGGCCAAGGUGCGGACCGAGCGGCUCAUCGUCUUCAGGGGGUGGUGGGACGAGGAGACGGGACUCGCGGGGCGGCAGUAGCAGCUCAAGCGGCCCGAGGGAUGGAAUGGGAUGCCCUCGCGACCCAGCGCGGACGCGGAGAACAGCUCGGCUUGGUUAUCUUGACGGACAUGUGUACAUACAUACAGGAAACACUGUGUCCCCAGUCUAGUUGACGACUUUGCGUUCUUCUUGGUUUGAAAGAUA
Thermothelomyces thermophilus ATCC 42464 is the source of this 1243-nucleotide messenger RNA. RefSeq lists its product as uncharacterized. The coding region runs from base 434 to 1078 and encodes 214 amino acids. NCBI's taxonomy places the organism in Eukaryota, Fungi, Ascomycota, Sordariomycetes, Sordariales, Chaetomiaceae. The transcript is spliced from 3 exons. The record is from RefSeq and is a predicted model, not a curated record.